Messenger RNA from Pyrus x bretschneideri (Chinese white pear), 2035 nucleotides. RefSeq lists its product as uncharacterized. The transcript is spliced from 4 exons. Lineage: Eukaryota; Viridiplantae; Streptophyta; Magnoliopsida; Rosales; Rosaceae. The record is from RefSeq and is a predicted model, not a curated record. Bases 349 to 1818 code for a protein of 489 amino acids.
ACAAUUCUCGGAAUAGAAAAAGGGCAGUUUGAAAUAUUUGCGGGCAGCGUGUGAGGAGGAGACCAAAUAGCGAGCGAGAGCUGCUCUGAGAAAAAGAGGCGGUCGUUGCGAUAGGUUCGAAGACCCAACCAACCACAGGAAGAAGAAGGGCGGUGGCGGCGAUGAUUUCUGGUGAAACCCCAUAAAACCUAAGGAUUUCGAUAAUGUUUCAGCUCUGCAGUUGCAAUUGCAAUUGCACCCUCUCCUCUCUCCUCCUCCUCGUCCCUCCUUUUCUUCCUCUCACCUGAACCCCUUCCGAGUCCCCUCCCCCCCCCCCCCCCUCUCUCUCUCUCCCCCCCUCCCUGAACCAUGCCGACUUUCACUGUCAUAGCUUUAGAUAGGUUGUUAGAACCUGGAGCUUCUUCCAAAUCCGCCGACAUGUCAUCUCUUCCGAAUUCCAAUUCCAAGCCUUUUUCGAGUUCAAUGCCAGUUCCUGACUCCAAGCUGGAGAGGAAGAACAGCGCCUCCGUUGCGGAGAAGAGGCCAAAUCGACCUCCGAUUACGCCGGCCCUUUACGCUACUCCGGAGGCCACACCCCUCCCGGAUUCGCCUACUUCAUUUACUCCCUCGCCUUACAUCAUCAAUCACAAGCGCCGUGGUCCAAGGCUUAUGAAGAGUUACUCGGAGCAGGAUGUGACAUUGCACCAGAAAGCUGGAGAUAUGGAGAAGCUCAAUGGGGAUGUCAACGAUGCUGAGGCCAAGGGGGUUAAGCUCAAUGGGGAUGUCAACAACGCAGAGGCAAAGGUGGCAAAUUUGCCUGUGGAUGAGUUGGAUACUUUUACUUUCCCCAAGCCUGUUGAAGUGCAUCAUUCGAAUGGAGUCCAUCAUUUCGAGAGCAGCAAUGGGAAGCUUGGGACCAGUGAUGGGCAACUUAGAGGCAGUAAUGUGGAACUAGGUAGUAGUAGCGAGCGUGAAGAUAGCUUCUAUGUGCCCAACAAGAGAAGCGGUAAUGUGGAACUGAGUAAUGUUUCUGCUAGGGAAGAUGAGUUGUUGAAGCAACCUGCCAUGAGUCCAGGAAGAGAUAGUGAAAGUGAGGAUUUCUUUGAUCCGAAAGACUCCAUGAGCGUCGCAAGUUACAACACGGAUGGAGAGGGAAGUGUUUGGGCUGAGCGUUCUGCACAGACCAGUACACCCAUGGGGGAAUUUUAUGAUGCUUGGGAUGAACUUUCAUCUGAGAGCGGGCAUGGGCAACAGCUUUCUGUUUCUGACCUUGACGUUGAAUUGCGUGAAAUGAGAUUGAACCUUAUAAUGGAGAUUGAGAAGCGCAAGCAAGCAGAAGAAUCCUUGAAUAACAUGCAAAGGCAGUGGCAGAGGAUUAGGGAACAAUUAUCUCUUGUAGGAUUGACACUCCCUGAAGAUCCUGCUGCUGCAAGGGGUCCUGAGCAACUAGGUUCUGAUCCUGCAGAAGAUCUGUGCCAACAAGUUUAUCUUGCUAGGUUUGUAUCAAAUUCUAUCGGGAGGGGAUUGAUAAGGGCUGAGAUGGAGUUGGAGAUGGAAGCUCAGAUCGAGUCAAAGAACUUUGAAAUUGCUCGGUUGAUGGACAAACUCCGUAACUAUGAGGCAAUGAAUCAAGAAAUGGUUCAGAGGAAUCAGGACGUUCUCGAGAUGGCACGGCGCGACAGGGAGAGAAGGGAAAGAAGACAAAGAUGGGUAUGGGGCUCGAUUGCGACUGCCCUAACACUUGGUACUGCAGCCUUGGCAUACUCUUAUAUCCCGUCUAGCAGGGGAUCGCCAACCUUCGAUUCCGAGGUUCCUGAGAGUAGCGAUGCAGGCAAAUGAUAAUCACUUUACGUUGCACCCGUGACCCUAUGCCGUAUAACAGAAGGAGAAAAUAAAAGGUCUUAUACUAUGCCACAUCCUUUGUGGAUAACAUUCUCUUGCUCUUUUAUCAGUUAGAUUUUCCUAUGAUCUGAGGAUGUACAGUUCUACAGAAAAUAAUUAAAGUUUGAAGUCAUAAGGUUUGAGCUUCGGUUUGUCUCGAAGCGUUUAUACACAA